CCGUGCUCUUACAGAGAACAAACUUAGAUAGAGGACGCCCAGAGACUCAUUAUUAUUGUCCUCACUUCAUUCUUCCGUAACUGCUUGAUACUCAUCCAGGUGCAUCUUUUGGCAAACCUUAGUUAUGUCAAAGGCUUUACGUGCAGCGAAAACUGUGAAGAAAGCCAAUGUUGCUGGCGAGAUUCGAGCAUUGGUGAGAGCUGGACAGGCAGCUCCGGGACCACCACUUGGACCCAUCUUGGGACAGCGAGGUAUCCCCAUUGGUCAGUUUUGUAAGGAGUUCAAUGAUAAAACCAAAGACAUCAAGGAAGGAAUCCCUCUACCUGUGAAAAUAUUUGUAAAGCCUGAUAGAACUUAUGAUUUAAAAAUUGGACAGCCUCCGGUGUCUUAUUUCUUAAAGGCUGCGGCUGGGAUAGAAAAAGGAGCAUCACAGACAGGUCAUGAAAUAGCGGGAAUAGUAACACUGAAGCAGCUGUAUGAGAUAGCUUUGGUAAAGUCACAGGAUGAAGCUUUUGUAAUUCGGGAUAUGCAACUAAGAGAUGUAGUGAAAAGCAUCAUGGGAAGUGCCAAGUCACUGGGGAUCAAAGUAAUGAAAGAUUUGACAGCAGAGGAGUAUGGACAGUUCUUAGAAGAGCGGCGACUUGUUCUCCAAGCUGCUGCCGAAGCUCAAGCUGCAGAAGCUGCAGGAUCCAAAAAGAAAUAACACUGUUAAGGUGUGGAGAUGUCAUUAUCCUUGGAAAUAAGAACACACAGUUAUUCUUCUUUUUAAGAAGGACAGUAACUUGAUAAAACUGAUUCAUGUUAUUCAGGCAGAGAAAAUACAAACAUGGGUUUAGUUGUCUUUUGUAAUUUAUGUAAUAAAAUGCCAUGAGCUA
Xenopus laevis (African clawed frog) is the source of this 875-nucleotide messenger RNA. RefSeq names its product mitochondrial ribosomal protein L11 L homeolog (gene mrpl11.L). Gene Ontology annotation, cellular component: mitochondrion; mitochondrial inner membrane; large ribosomal subunit. Gene Ontology annotation, biological process: translation. The record is from RefSeq and is marked provisional. NCBI's taxonomy places the organism in Eukaryota, Metazoa, Chordata, Amphibia, Anura, Pipidae. Gene Ontology annotation, molecular function: structural constituent of ribosome; large ribosomal subunit rRNA binding.